AUGCCUACACCGAGCAAUGCAUCAGCGGUUGAGUCGCCACAGGAGCAGGAUGCGCGCUUCAUACAGCAUCUCCGAGAGUCAUUUGAUGCCGACCUCGACGUCACCACCGACCAGCAGAAGAAAGAUGAGCUGACUUCUAUUCAAAGCUCCAUCUUUACCUUUAUUACUCUGCCAUCGACCCGCCCAUCCGUUGAGCCUGAGUCCAUGCAGCGAAACCUCGACUUCAUCUGGCACACCAUUAUCGAGGUGGCCAAGGCUCUCGAUAAGGAUGCUGCCUUUCAGGAGAAGCUCAUUUCCUUGUUUCUGUGGAUGAAGGAGUUCGACUCGUCGUACGGCUUUUCCGACGCCCUCCAGGCUUCAUGGGAGAAGCUCCUGGGGACUGGGACCGCCUCGCAGCAGUGUAAUCUCGCAGCCUUUUCAGCCAAGGCCCUACACCUUGGCAUCUACCGAGAGGCACUUGGUCUGACGGCGCUCUGGUUUCUACGCGAGGCUCUCGAGACGGACGACGAAGCGAAGACUGCCGCUCUCCUGCCGGCGGCUGUAGUUUGGUUUAGCCAUGGCCGGCACAAGCUAGUUGCCUUUUCAGUCUCUCACAAGACCUACGAGGACUCCAAAUCCCAUUUAGUGACACCCGGAGCGCUGGCACGCGCGGCAAACAUCGACGCGCACGGCUUCAGCAUGAAGCGAUGGUUGUUCUGGAGACAGCGUCUACAGGAGCUCAGUCACAGCGCUGAUUCGGCAGUGGCCAAGGAAGCGAAGGAGGGCUUCAUGCUCAUGGUCAGCAGCGGUCGUGAAUUGGCCUAUGAUGUUCCAGGUGAAGCGAGGUUUUCAGAGAGGCUUUAUGCAACGCUGGAUGAGGAGCUUAUUAGGAGUGGAAAGGAGAGCGUGGGUACUGACGAUAUUGAUGUUGUAGUGGGCUGGGUCAAUUAA
Ilyonectria robusta is the source of this 930-nucleotide messenger RNA. RefSeq lists its product as uncharacterized. The record is from RefSeq and is a predicted model, not a curated record. NCBI's taxonomy places the organism in Eukaryota, Fungi, Ascomycota, Sordariomycetes, Hypocreales, Nectriaceae. The transcript is spliced from 2 exons. Bases 1 to 930 code for a protein of 309 amino acids.